Molecule: messenger RNA, 1290 nt
Organism: Penicillium cataractarum
Lineage: Eukaryota; Fungi; Ascomycota; Eurotiomycetes; Eurotiales; Aspergillaceae
Product: putative cysteine synthase
Exons: 5
Coding region: 1-1290 (429 amino acids)
Cellular component (GO): cytoplasm
Molecular function (GO): cysteine synthase activity
Source: RefSeq, a predicted model, not a curated record
AUGCCGGUCCAUUCUGCAGUGUAUAUCGGUACGGCAUUUGUGGCCGGUGUCUCUCUGGCACUCGUAUGUAGAGAGGUGCUCUACUCCAAUGAUCGUCCCGAAAAACCAGCAGACUCCAAGCCAGCAUCAGAUACACUUGUCGCCCGGUCAGGGCCUCCGGCAAUCGUCGAGGGUAUUCAAGGAUGUAUUGGAAAUACACCCUUGUUCCGCAUCAAGUCUCUAUCAGAUGCAACAGGAUGUGAAAUCUUGGGCAAAGCUGAAUUUUUGAAUGGUGCCGGGCAGAGCUCGAAGGAUCGUGUAGCACUUAGUAUGAUUGAGAUUGCCGAAGAGAACGGCAUUUUAACGCCAUACUCUGGCGACACGAUUUAUGAGGGCACAUCUGGAUCAACUGGAAUCUCUCUUGCAACUCUUGCUCGUGCCAAAGGAUUCUUGGCUCAUAUCUGCAUGCCUUCAGACCAAGCAAUUGAAAAAUCAAAUCUACUCCUGAAGCUAGGCGCCAUCGUCGACCGCGUGCCUCCAGCUCCCAUUGUCGAAAAAGAGAACUUUGUCAAUCGCGCACGAGCACUCGCCCAAGCGCACACGGAAUCAACCACAGUCCCAGUGACCUCUGAAGACAACGGCCAUCUAGAGACGCACGAGCUCAAAGUCCGUGGCCGUGGUUUCUUCGCAGACCAAUUCGAGAACGAGGCUAACUGGCGCGCUCACUACGCCGGCACUGGUCCAGAAAUCUAUGCUCAAUGUAAUGGCAGGAUUGACGCUUUCGUGGCUGGUGCAGGCACUGGCGGCACUAUCUCUGGCGUGGCGCGGUAUCUGAAGCCCCUGCUUCCUGAUAUUACCAUUGUACUUGCAGAUCCGCAAGGGAGCGGACUGUAUAACCGUGUGCGAUAUGGCGUUAUGUUUGAUUUGAAGGAACGGGAGGGUACGCGCCGACGGCCGCAAGUCGAUACCAUCGUCGAGGGAAUUGGCAUUAACCGUGUCACUGCGAACUUCGAGGCUGGGAAGGAGUUGGUUGACGAUGCGGUGCGUGUGACAGAUGCUCAAGCACUGGCUAUGGCUCGAUGGCUAGUUGAGAAGGAUGGAAUCUUCAUUGGAAGUAGCAGUGCCGUAAAUUGCUUCGCUGCGGUCAAGACGGCACAGAAGCUUGGCCCGGGUCACCGCAUUGUGACGGUGUUGUCCGACUCUGGGUCACGGCACUUGUCGCGGUUCUGGGCCAAAGCUGGGGAUGUUGGAGGAGCUGUUGAUACGAAGUUGGAGGAUGUGCUUAAUGCCCGUGAUGAGGACUUUCAAUAG